AUGGAAGACUCCCAGUCCCAGGCAUGGUGGCAAGCCCAAUUUGAUCACCAGCAAUGGCUUAAUCGCUCAACUUCAACUCGCGGGAUACUACACCCGCAGCCACAACCUGAGUUCGACCUGACAACUGUGCCAGACAGUGAUAGCGGCGCUCAGACUGACGAAGGAUUUCAUCACGUCGAAUAUUUGUUGCCACAAUGGCAGGCGCCUAGUACCCAUGGCAGCUUCGACUCAUCGGAGGCGCCCAUGUCACAGCCAAUGUUAGCGCAAUUUGGAAACUCGAACUCAGGACUAAUCCCUCCCUCACUGCCGCAGUCGCAGGUGCAAGUGUCGGCUCAACUAGCAGGCUCACUGAACUCAGGGCUCAUCCCCUCCUCAUCGCCGCAGUGGCAGCAAGUGCCGGCGCAAAUUCGAGGCUCAACCCCAAGGCCAAUCCCUCCCUCACUGCUGCAGUUGCAGGAACAUGUACCACAGCCAGUAUUGGCCCAAAUGGGAGGCUCGCUUAACCCAGGGCUUAUACCAUUGCCGCAGUGGCAGCAAGUGCCGGCGCAAUUUGGAGGCCCGAACUCAGGGCUGAUUCCCCCUUCACUACCACAGUUGCCGGCGCAUGUCCCACAGCCAGUGUCCGUUCAAAUUGGAGGCUCGAACUCGGGGCUCCUCCCCUCACAGCCGCAAUGGCAGCCAGCGCUGGCGCAAGUUGGAGGCUCGAACUCAGGGCUAAUCUCUCCCUCAUUACCACAGUUGCCGGCGCAUGCCCCACAGCCAAUGUCGCUCCAACUCAGAGGCUCAAAAUCGGGGCUCUUCCCCUCACAGCCGCAAUGGCAGUCAACGCUGGCGCAAUUUGGAGAUUUGAACUCAGGGUUGAUCCCCCCCUCGCUGCCGCAGUGGCAAGCUUCCGUACCACAGUCAGUGCCUGCGCAACAUGGAGGCUCAAACUCCAGGCUCUCCCCCUCACAGCUGCAUUGGCAGGCGCCGUCAUCAUCUGACUCUCGACCUUUUUGCCCCCCUUUGUCCGACACCAAUAAUUCGGAGUCCCCCAUUGACCCAUUCCAAGCGAAUAUAACCGAAAAUCUGUGUCGCGUCAGGAGUAUUCGCAUGAGUCACAAGCGUGAUAGCGAGAAGUUCACAGCUUUUGGUGAUGCAAAGCGUGCACGCACCACAAGAACGCGCGAGGAACGCAAACUAGAUCCCGUAAUGCCAGAUGUACUCAAGAGAUUUAAGGAGUCGACACGUAAGGAAAUGGUACAGAGGACAUUUGAGAACGGCCUUUUCCCUACGGUGGAUGAAAUCGCUACGAUGGCGAUUGCGGCACUUGACGCCACGAUCGGCCCUGACGACGCGCGCCUUAAGCAAUGGAGUACGACGCAGGAGGGUCGGCGUCUGGUCAGCAAGCUGAAGGGAACCGUGAAGAACAUACACUCCGAUUUCCAAAAGGUGGCUCCGAUCAUUGUACUUGCAUCACACCAGUCUUUAGUCGAACUGUUGAUGACUAACGCGGACAUGCAAGCAUCGCAAGCUGCUAGGAUUGACAAUUUGGUGGAUGAUAUUUCAUCUUUUGAUGUAGCUAUCCAGUGGCCUUCGGAGGAUGGUCACGUCAGAUCAGUCCAGGCGCCGUUGGGACACUCUUCUGUUACUGCGCUGUUGGAUUAUGUGUUACGAAUGAAGAAAUACUCGAAAUAUCUAUGCACGGACACAGGUAACUGGCAGGCCCGUUUUACACAUGCCUUCGCCUUUUCAGCAGCUACAUGUCGCGGCGAGUUACGGAAACACGCACAAUCAGGCUGGGACAACGCAGUUGCUGACAACUUUCAGACCAACGGGGUUGAGGUGGCAUAUAAUCAGUAUCUAGGGUACAUUUCCUCCUUGGUUGGAGAUCAAAGGUCGAUAUUUGAUCAGAUGUUGUCCGGCAUGUGCCAAAAAGAAGUGCAUCAUGAUCUUCGCCGGUAUAAGAUAGUGCAGAACUCGCCUGGAAACGCCGUCAAAGUCCAAGUUUCACAAAGAUGUCAUCACCUAACCCGCGUACCAGACGGCGGUCAUGACACUGGCCAUGAAUUACAGACCAUUUCCAGCGGCUUCUACAUGGAAAGCGUCAACGUCAAUGUGUCAUGGCUCUGGCUCUGGUGUUUAAGUAGGAAUAAGGAUAGCGGGAGCCGGUGCAAGAAGUCAAUCUACUUUCGCCUCGAUUUAUCCUUUUCUUCCUUUCUCGUUGCUCAAGUUCAUAUGCUGAUGGAAGACAACCCCCAUCCUGGAACAUCGUCCCAGGUGGGAGACACCUCGCGGCCUAUCACAGCGUCGUCCACAGCUGUGACGACGUCUGAGAAUACUCAACAGAAACAGCAAAUCUCUGACCUAGUAGUCACGGUAGUAGAGGAGAAGCCGCAAGUGCUUGAGUCCGAGUCAGGCCACACGAUGAAAAGUAUCGAAGACUUACCAAGUGAGAACGAUCACGAAAAUGACGAUGACCACAGUGUGAGUCUCAUCAUCGGGCAUGAUCGUUUGCGAAUUGGACUCGAAUAUGCAACCCUGAACGACGAUCAUUUGCAUACGCCAAGAAAGCGAUCUCGCGAUGAAGGACGAGUCCGGCAGGAUCUGAUUGUCGCCAAUACUAAACUCCGACUAGGAGUCACGACACAGGCCCAGCAUCAGCUGCGAGACUCGCAGAACCGAAUUGACUCUCUUCACUCACAAGUAUUUGAUCUGCGAGAGAGGUUGUAUGACGUCGAACGUGCCUGCAACAUUGCAGAGAUGUAUGUUGAGAUGUUGCAGACGUCGGGAUUGGGUGAUCGGCGCCGUAAGAAUCUUUCCAAAAGGAAGACCAUGAUGCACGAACAUUACCCAGAUGGUGGACAGUCGAUCAGAUGGGUUACAGACGAAGAAUUUGGACCGUAUGAUAACUCGUCUGCUGAAGAAGGCCCACCCGUUACCCAGGCCGUUGCAGGGCCGUUGGCAUGCGGAUUAGCAGCCAGCCAACGCCUGACUUUAUCUCGCCAACAACUGGCUUGGCGUCGUUUACAAGCAGCCAAGAACGCUAGCGUAUACAACGAGCCUUCCAGUCCUACCUACCCCCGUGUGGAUGGCACCCCAGAAGUCUGA
Molecule: messenger RNA, 3090 nt
Organism: Suillus fuscotomentosus
Lineage: Eukaryota; Fungi; Basidiomycota; Agaricomycetes; Boletales; Suillaceae
Exons: 10
Coding region: 1-3090 (1029 amino acids)
Source: RefSeq, a predicted model, not a curated record